AUGGAGUUGAUAUACAUGGCAGGAUUCACAAUGCCUGGCUGCUUUUUCCUCAUCUUUCUCAUUGUUGCGAUUCUCGGAUGUCCGAUCUCAAGCAUGGGAUAUGUCAAUUACUCUCCCUUACUCAGCCGGAGCACAAGAAUCACAAGGACAGGAAUCUCGGACGUUAAGCUUGCUUCCAUCUCAGUCAGACUGCGUGGAAUAAACCCUUGCAGGCUGAGAAGAUCGCAUGACUUACGGAUGCAAGCUUCAGAGGCAAAGAGCUUCUGUACUCUAGUAAUCCAAGUGGUGAGACAAGACGAUGAAAACGGAAGGACGAUCGAUGCGGACGAGCUUUCCGAGCUCCUGAUGGAGACAGGCGCUCUCAGCGUGAUCGUCGAGGACGCCGAUCGGGGGACAGAGCAGGAGCUGCCCAUCUUCAACGAGCCUGGACGAGCGGAGAGGUACUGGAACAAUUGCAACGUCACGGCCUUCUACCCGCAUGGAUGGGACAUUCCAGCUGUUUUGGAGAUGGUGGUCAAGAGCAUGGACUUGCCUGUGGUGCCUCGAUAUGCAGUGGAUGAGGUCAGAGAUCAGGACUGGGUGAAGCUUGUGCAGCAGUCCUGGAAGCCCAUCUUGAUCGAUCACCUCCUACUCCGCUUCCCAUGGCACAGCAAGGAAGACAUCGACUCUGUCGUCCUGCAGGACAGCGAAAUCCACGAGUUGAUGCUUGAAGGAGGAAUGGCUUUCGGUACAGGAGAGCAUCCAACUACCCGACUGUGUUGCAGGUGGUUGCAGCAGAAGCUCGCCCUGGAGCACGGACAGCGAGUGAGGGUGAUGGACUACGGCGCAGGAAGUGGAGUCUUGGGAUUGACGAGCCUGCGCUUCGGUGCGGAAGCAGCAGUAGAUUCGAUAGUGGCAGCGCACUCGAAUGCAAGACUAAACGGCAUGGAGUCGUUCAAAGUCUACCUGCCCUCCUCAACCGCCAAGGACGCUGAGCUCAUCGAAGACCUGCGGUACGCUGCUCAGCUUCGCCAACUCAGUGGCAUGCUCAGCUGGAAUGACAUGCUUGAGACGCUUCCCGAUGACUGCCACGGGUAUGACGUCGUGGUGUCAAACAUCCUUGCUGGGCCUCUAAUCCGCCUUGCUCCAGAGCUUGCAAGGUUGAGCCGAGCUCAAGGGCUGCUGGGCUUGUCGGGGAUCUUGCACGAGCAGGCAGAGCGCGUCAUAGAAGCUUACGAGCCCUUCUACGAGCAGCUUCGGGAGGAUCAGGGAUGGGUUCUCAUAACCGGCAAACGGAAGCCUUAA
Molecule: messenger RNA, 1284 nt
Organism: Guillardia theta CCMP2712
Lineage: Eukaryota; Cryptophyceae; Pyrenomonadales; Geminigeraceae
Exons: 9
Coding region: 1-1284 (427 amino acids)
Biological process (GO): peptidyl-lysine trimethylation
Molecular function (GO): protein-lysine N-methyltransferase activity
Source: RefSeq, a predicted model, not a curated record